Molecule: messenger RNA, 10653 nt
Organism: Nilaparvata lugens (brown planthopper)
Lineage: Eukaryota; Metazoa; Arthropoda; Insecta; Hemiptera; Delphacidae
Product: dynein regulatory complex subunit 6
Exons: 5
Coding region: 214-2121 (635 amino acids)
Biological process (GO): SCF-dependent proteasomal ubiquitin-dependent protein catabolic process
Cellular component (GO): SCF ubiquitin ligase complex
Molecular function (GO): protein binding
Source: RefSeq, a predicted model, not a curated record
ACAGCGAGACGCGCGUUUUCGUACACCGCCCUCAGCUUAAAUGUGAAGUCACGAGAUAACAAUCAUAAUUUUAAUAAUUUUCCUAUUCAUUUAGAAAAUGUCUUCAAAUUGAUAAGUUAAUAUUAAAAAAUCUAUAAAUCAUAUAUUUAUUUUAAAAUUUUUAAAGCUUUUAUCUAUAUAAAUGAAAAAGGAAAGCCUCAAGGAAGUAUCACAAUGCAGACUCUACCACCUGAGGUUUUCCUUGGACUGCUGGAAUAUUUGCCCUACAGAGAUAGAAAAUCAUUAAGCGAAACUUCAGCAUAUUUCAAUCAGCUUUGUUUGGAUCACAAAUAUUUAGAUAAAGAACAAAUCGUAUUCGAAGGAUGUGUACUAUCACCAGAAACCUCUCCAUUAGAUAUUUUACUAAAAAGUGAGCGAACAUUUUCAAAUAUUAAAUGUACCAAUCUUGAAAUAUUUAAUAUAUCUGACAUUUUUUGGAGGAGAUUCGGACCAUACAUCAAAACACUUCACUUGAAAAGCUGCUCCAUUGCGUUGAACUAUGUUUCAUGUUUCUUCUCUUAUUUGGAAAACUUGGAAUAUUUGGAAUUAGACGAAUGCAGGGAUUUAUUCAUGAGUGGGACUAUGUUUUCAAAACCCGAUGAUCUUCUCAAAGUCGGAGAUGCUCUAAAAAAUGUGAAAGAGUUGGUGGUGAACGAGCAAAAUUACUUGAGCGAUGCACUAUUCAAUCGGCUUGUGACAUGUAUGCCUAAUUUAAAUAAUUUAUCUCUUCAUGGUUGUUAUAUAAAUUGCCAUGAAGCUGUAUAUAAGAGAUACUAUAGGAAAGACAAUGUGGAAUUGGGAUCUGACAGUGUGUUGACGUUCAGAUUCAUCUUAUCAUAUCUGCAAAAAGCUUCCAGGUUUUUAAAAAAACUUGAUUUCAGUUGGACAAAAUUGGACAAUUCUUGCUUGAAGAAAAUUGCUUUACUAGAUGGUUUGAAUUUGACUGAAAUAUGUUUGCAUGGCUGCUCUCAGUUGACUAAUGAGAGCUUGAUACACUUAGUGAACUGUCAAAAGAAUUUAUUGGUAAUUGAUAUUGGCAGUUGUGUUUGCUUGACUGAUAAGGCAUUGAUUGCCAUAAGUGAUGGUCUUCCAACAUUGAAAGAGCUCAAUAUCUCAGGCUGCUCAGGGAUUACCUACUUGGGACUUGAAUCUCUGGCUAAGCUAACCUAUCUUAACAAGCUGACCGUUAUAUAUUCGGGAUCUCCUUAUAAGAAAGAAAUGCUUCCAUUAUCAAACAAGAAUAUCAAAUUUCUUGAUUUGAGAUCAUCAAAUUUUAACGACUUAGCACUGAUUACUCUGAUUAGUGAUUUAUCCAAUCUUGUCUAUCUUGAUCUUGGUCAUUGUACAAAUAGCGUCUCAAAUUUAUCACUGCAUGCUAUAUUCAGAAACUGUCAACGUCUGCAGCAUUUGAAAGUGCGAGCUUGUCCGAGAAUAACCAACUAUGGCUUGUGUGGAAGUGCUGCAAUUCAUCCUGAUCUUGAAAAAAUUGAGAAUGAACAAGCUCAAGCUCUCAGUACUUUAGAUGAUGGACAGUUUAGAGAUGUAGCUAUCGAUACUCGAAGCUGUCGUUCAUUGCUUGAACUGAAAGGGUUGAAGACCUUGCACUUGGGGUUUUGUUUUGAAAUAACUGAUAUUACAUUGCAUCAUGGCAUCAAAUUCUUAGAGUUGAGAGACUUGGAUCUGUCUUGUUGUAAUAUCACUGAUGACGGAUUAAGAGUUCUUUCGGAGAACAACCCAAGCAUUGAAGAGCUUAACCUUAGUGGAUGUCACACUAUAACUGAUGAAGGACUCAAAUCAUUACAGAACUUACACAGAUUGAGACGCCUUUCCUUAAAAAAUAUUAAGCAGAUAACAGCUGAUGGAGUACUAACUAUGAGGAGGAACUGCAAAUCAUUACAGUAUUUGGAUGCUUCACAGUGUGACUUGAAUUUGGGAGUAAUGGAUUUGGGAAGCUCAACAUCUUCAAACCCUGAGGGAUUUCUAUAUUUUCAGCCUCUAGGCACAUUCUCAAAUUCAUGCCCUCGAUGGCAGAACGACACCCUCAUUCAUCAAUCCGAUUCACCAUCAUCAAUGGAAUCAUGAAAGGGCUUUAGUGUAUGUAAGAACUGAAUCAAAUUUUGCAUUAUCUUAUGUCUACACCAAAUCAGUUACUCCCACCAGAGGUCAUCGGCUUCUAUUCUUGGAUUGAAUGGAAAGUAUGAAUUUCCUCAUUCAAAUCAAAUUAUUAUUUUUCAAAUUGAGGAACAUUUCAAGAUCAGAAAUCAAAACCUAGAACGAAAAACCAUUGAACCAAGCUUUAUUUUUCACUGUACGAGGCUUUUCCGAAAAGUAUGGGCCGUUUGGUUACAGAAAAAAUAUUCAUAAGAUACUAAUUUUAUCGGCAUAUUUAUUUAGGUAUAAUCUUACUUUAAUCCUCUACUUGGUUGAAUUCACUUCAAAGCAUCUUAUGUGUCAUUGCACGAGCUUCUUCAACCCCUCUGCAUAGAAGUCUCCACCUGAGAUUCAAACCAGUGAAUAACGGCGUUUUGAUUCCCUUUUCGGGGUUUAAACGUUGUUCACCGAGCCAAUGUUCAAAGUGCAAGCAAGAAGAGGAGUAAUCACUAGGUGCAAGGUCGGUAUCAUUCGGUUGCUGGUUGGAAGGUUGAACGAAGAUUUUAAUUUUCUCCCAUGGAUUUUGCAGCAGUGUGCCUGCCACUCCACUCUUCAUCUUACUCCACUCUUUGCCACAACUCAUAACUUGCCUGGUAAUUGUAUCACAGAACGCACUGCACAGUUGGUGGGGUCACGAGUUCCAGGGUCAUUAUUCUUUGCAUUCACCGACAAUACAACUACAAAAUAAAACCUACCAAAUGACGUACCUAGCACCGCAACGAGUCAAUAAAUGGCACUGCAGUUAGUAAAAUGAGCAAACGGCCCUUACUUUAUAAAUCCACCUUGUACAAUCAUAAAUAAAUUUAGAGUAGAAUAAAAAUGGGAAGUCUGGCACAUGUUGUGCAACAUGUGCCAGACUCUCCAUUUUCUCAAGGUCACCAAAACUAAGUAGACCUAACCUUACCUAACAAAAAAAUAUUAAAAUUUAUAAAAAAUGUAUUUAUUAUCAAAAUUUAUUUUUAAAAAUUUUAAAAAUAUUCUUUAUUAUUAAAAAUGUAUUUAAAAAAAUAAAUUAGUUAGAUUCAUAAAAAAAUUUUUUAAUAAUAUGUAAUGAAAAACCUCUGCAUUCUAGGCUUUAUUGAUCAGUAAUGAAUUCAUAACAGAUUCAAAAUUAGAAUAAAUAGUUCAACAUCUGAUAACAGAAACAUAAGAAGAAAACACUAGUCAUAUGAUGAUUCAAUAUCAUCACAUUCUUCCCGUCUUUAGGAAUUCAAUGAAUAGUCUUUCAAAUAAGAAGGCAUUUUGCGCUCUCUAUAAGAUCUUCGCAGGGUGCCAUCAGGAGGCUCUUCUUCAUCACUGAGGGGGAAUCCUGUAUUUGUUUCAUCUUGAUUUUCAUGAUAAUUUUCUUGAUUGUUCUCAGGCUCUGCGUGAUCACUAAGGCUUUGUAUCAUCUUGAUUUUUAUCGUUAUCUUCUUGAAUGCUCUCUUCUCCUCGAGGGGCAAGGUUUUUCAAUGAUACAGUUGUCUCUCUUCCAUCACUAAGCCGUACCUUGGCAUAUUGUGGGUUGAUUUGAAGAAUAUCCACCUCCUCGACCAAUGGAUCGAAUUUACUUCUUCGUAUAGGUACUUUCAUUAGGACUUUGUUUGAAGGGGCAAGCCAGGUUGGAAGUGCUAUACCAUUAGAUGAUUGUCUAUAGUGUCGGAACAUCCUAUCAUGUGGUGUCUCAUUAGUAGCUGUGCACAAUAGGGAUCGAAUAGAAUGUAGAGAAUCUGGGAGCACAGAUUCCCAAUCAGAUACAUCCAAAUUUCUAUGCUUCAAUGUAAGAGACACUGUGCGCCAAAUUGUACCAUUUUCUCGUUCGAUUUGGCCAUUUCCUGGUGCGUUAUAAGGUGAUGACAUGGAAGUGGCUACUCCUCAAUUAUGAAGGAAUUCCUGCAGCUCUCUGGAUUUGAAAGAGGUUCCAUUGUCAGUAUGUACAUAAGAAGGUAAACCAAAGGUGGUGAACAAGUUCACAAGGCACUGAAUUACAGUUGAUGAAUUCAUAUUCGGACAAGGGUAUGCAAACGGAAACCUAGAGUACUCAUCAAUUAUUGUCAACAAAUAUUUGUUUUUAGUUUUUGAUGGAAGAGGACCCUUGAAGUCCACGCUUAAUCUUUCAAAUGGAUGUGUCGCCUUUAUGAGAGUAGAUUUCAAUUUCUUGAAAAAUUGAGGUUUUAUGGCAUUACAUGUUUGACAUGAAGAAGUCAUUUUCCUGACAUCCUCAACUGAAUAGGGUAAAUUAUGAGUUCUUACCCAAUGAAUCAUUCUGGUCACUCCAGGGUGACACAAGUCACAGUGUAGGGAGUGUAAUUUAUCGGUUUGAGUUGCACACUCUGGAAAGUGCAACUGCUACUUGGUUGUCCUUUCCUGGUCUGUAAAUUAUUUCGUAAUUGUAGCAUGACAUCUCCAAUCGCCAUCGUUGUAUUUUUUCAUUUUUUAUUUUAUUUUGAUGAGUCAUAUCAAACAUGAAUGAUACAGAGUGCUGGUCAGUGAUAAUUUUGAAGAAUCUUCCAAGUAAGAAAUGUCUCCACUUUUUAAGAGCACACACAAUAGCAAAAGCCUCUUUUUCAAUGGAUGAAUGUUUACGCUCACUAUCAUUCAGCUUCUGAGAAAAGAAUGCUACUGGACGUCCACACUGUGAUAGGACAGCUGAAAUUGAAAAAUCAGAUGCAUCUGUUUCAACCACAAAAGGUUCAAAGUCGUCAAUUGUACUAACUACUGCCUUAGAAAUCUCAGUUUUGAGUUGAUUGAAGUCAGCUAUAGCUUCAGAAGUCAAAGGAAAGGUCUUUGCUGUAAGAAGCCGUUUAGCUUUAUCUGAAUAAUUGGAUAUCCAUUUGGAAUAGUGUGCAAACAUUCCAAUUGUUCGCUCAAGAGCCUUUCUAUUAUCUGGGGGUGGAAGAUUGAGCAAUGGUUUCAGACGUUCAGGGUCAGGAGAAAUUGUCCCAUUUUCAAUUUUAUAGCCAAGCAAGCUUAUUGAAGUAAGUGAAUAUUUGCUUUUUUUCUGUAUUGAUUGUAAAAUUAAAUUUUUGUACUGCAUCUAAGAAUUUUUUGAGAUUCAAAUCAUGUUCCUUCUGAUUCUUACCACAUAUUGUCACAUCAUCCAGGUAUGCAUACGUUUUUUCAAGUUUUUCAUUAUCAAUGACUCGCUGAAAAGUGGGUACACCAUCUGUCAGACCAAAAGCAAGCCUUCGAAAUUGAUACAAACGGCCACAUGCCUCAAAUGCAGUGAAAGGUCGAUAUUUUUCUCGUAGGGGUACCUGGUGGUAAGCGCUUUUCAAGUCAAUAGUGGUGAAUACAGAGUUUUUUGAGACCUUAGAAACAAUAUCUUCAAGACUAGGGAGGGGAUAUGCGUCAAGAUGUGUGUAUCGGUUAAUAGUUUGAGAAUAGUCUAUUACCAUUCGCUUUUUGUGAUUUUCGUUCUUCACUACAAAUGCUUGAGCUCUCCAGGGAGACCUGCUUUCUUCAAUAAUUCCAUCAGCUAGCAGUUUCUCAAUUUCUUUCUCCAUGAAACUAGUGUCUUCAAGAGAAUGCUUUCGGGAUUUAGUAAUUAUAGGUUUAAUGUCUUUAGUUAAAAACUCAAAAAGUGGUGGAGGUUCUAUCUUUGCUGGAGCCAGAUAAUUGAUAGUCAAUGGGGGUUUAGUUCCUCCAAAUGAAACUCUAAGUUCAGAGUGUUGAUUAAGUAAGUCAUGUCCUACAAUAACAUUAGCACACAAAUCAGGCAAUACACUGAAUUUUGUUUUGGGGUAAUGUUGACCUGAAAAUUCUAAAUGAGCUACACAAUAAAAGGAAAUGUUCUUUCUUAGUGAUGUUGAAGCCAUGGACACUGCACCAGUUGUAGGGUACAUUUCAAGUCCACAUUUUUUAGCAAAACAGUGUGAAAUAAAUGUCUCAGAGCUUCCUGUAUCUAUCAAAGCAGAAGUAGGAAUGUUGUUUACCUGAGCUUGUACUGUAGCAUUUUCAAGAACAGUAGAGGCUGCAAUAAGCGCCGAAGAUGAAGAAGUUUUAGUAGAUUUGCAGACAUUUUUCCAAUGACCUAUUUUCUGGCAUUUUUCGCAUGAGUCAUUUAGUGCAGGGCACUGCUGACGUGUUUUAUGUCGCUGACGACCACAAAAAUAACAUUUUUGAAAACUUGAGCUUCCAGUUUUUACAGCUGACAAAUUUGUUUCUUUACAUGAAUUUUCUGAAGAAUUAUUUGAAGUGGCAUUAAGAGUUAUUUCAGAAGAGUAAGAAGCUGAUUGAUUUCUGGCAGAUUCCAAGGCACGUGCUUUUUCAAUAGCUUCAUCAAGAGUUAGCUUGUCAAACUCCAAAAGUCUCAGUCUUAUCUGAUGAGAGCUGAGGCCCCGGAUAAAUGAAUCACGAAUGUAUGUUUUCCUAUGAGUUUCAGAAUCAACAUCUGCAAACCCACAAUUCUUACUCAGUUGUUGUAAAGCUUGGUUAUAUUGGUCAAUUGUCUCAUCUGAAGACUGUUUUCUAGUUGCCAAUUUAUGUCUAGCGAAUAUUUCAUUUAUUGGUUUUACAUAUGCAGAUUUUAGUGCGUCAAUAGCCAAAGUAUAUGAAUUUUUGUCGGCAAUUGUUUGAUAAACAGAAUGAGAUAGAAAGUUGGUAAGCAACCGCAACUUACUUUCAUCAUCGAUGUCUUCUUCGUCAAAAGAUGCGAUGAAAUUCUCAAAAGUCUUUAGCCAGAAGUUCCAUUCUUGUAGAGCAGUUGGAGAAUUCGGAUCACCAUCAAACUUGUCUGGUUUCAAAAAUUUGUCCAUCGUAACGCGAAUUUUCAGUUUUCGUUUCCAGAAAAGAUUUGAAGAUUAUACAUUUGUUGUUGAAUAGAAAUUGUGAAAUAGAGAAUAGAAAUUGAUUGACUUGUAUUUGAUAAGAUGAAUUGAUUUGAUGAUUUUGGAUUACUGAUCAAUAAAUUGUAAUGAAAAACCUCUGCAUUCUAGGCUUUAUUGAUCAGUAAUGAAUUCAUAACAGAUUCAAAAUUAGAAUAAAUAGUUCAACAUCUGAUAACAAAACAUAAGAAGAAAACACUAGUCAUAUGAUGAUUCAAUAUCAUCACAUAAUAAUAAUUUAGAAAUUCAUUUGAAAGUAUUGUAAGGGUUGUUUUAAUAAAAAGAUAGAAAUUCUAUGAUUGACUCACAUCAAGGCCUCCUUGACGUUUAUUUGCUUGAAUAGCCAGUUGGGGUGGUAGAUACUAGGCUACCGUAAGCCAGAACUUAACCUUACAAGAUGAUAUAUAAUACUAUUAGUUUUGAAAUGCUCACAGAGACCAGUACACUUGUAUUGGAUAAGCAGCUUAUUAUUUGCUCAAAGCAAUUGGGACAAUAUUCAAUAGAAAUAUUUGUCUCGACAAACAAGUUGGCACAAGAAAAUUUGUAUUAUUAAGUCUCAUGUAACAACCUCUUUUUUAGAUAAAUUUAAUUGCCUGACUUGAAAACUAGUGGCCACUAAAUCUAUUACUUAUGUGCCCUUCAUCUAAUUUUUGUUUGGGAGUGAAAUAAAUUUUUUUGCUUUUAGUUCAAUUCAACAUGCUGGGCUAGCCUACUAACUUUACAUUUGUGAUAGAUUAUUUAAGCAAACUUAAUUCAACUUGGAUUUUACUUUUUAUAUCAUUUGAGUUUCUAAUUUUCUAGCUCCAACUAUAAUUUACAUUGAGAAAACAAAUAAUACAUUUAAAAAAUAGUUGAGAUUGAUUCACCUAUCACAGCCAUUCAGGAACAAAUAGGAACAAGAACAGAGCAUCACAAAAAUUUUCUUGUUUCUUCUCAAGAGUCAGCUGACUUUUGAAUUAUCAACCCAAUGAGUUGAUAAUAAUAUUAUGAAUUUAUCAUUAAUUAAUUUAUUAAUUUAAUUAAUUAAUCUAUUAAUUUAUUAAUUAUUUUGCUAGCCUAUUGAAUUCACAAAUUGCCUUUUAAUUAACCAAUACCAUUAUUAUUAUUUUCCAAAUGAUCACUUUAAGUUGAUUCAUGACGUCAUCUAGUUGACUGGACAUAUAGCCUCUGGCAUCCAUUCAAACUAUUAUUUAUUAGCUCAUUGAGACAUCCUUUUCUGAACUGUCUCUUUACAGUAUCAAAAGGACUUAAAAAUAUAUCUAGAGUUGAUAGAAUGUUGUGUGGAGCCUCUGGUUUAUAUAAGGGAGCUGCUUAGCCAGGAGAGACCAUUUUGAACCUACUAGUGUCACAGUGUAGUUGUGUUACAGUGAAUCAUUAUAGCAAAUAGCAGAGUAAGUACAAGUGUUCAUCAUGUUGUUUUAAUAUUAAGGUAAUACUUUGCUUAUUCCAAUUAAAAGGGUUGACAAUAUUAUUAGAUGCAAAAGAUUCUAGUAGUCUGAUAUUACUUGCUGCUGAGACCAAUAGUUGGAAAGACAAACCCAUUAUAUAGAUAUCAGGCAUCCAUAGUUGUCAAACUAUUCCAAUUGCAAUGACUAGCAAUCAUUAGUUGUGAAUGAUCCCAGUAGCCUGUUAGGUUAUAAAGAAUAACCUAUUAUGUAGAGACUUGAAUGAUGCCAUGUUUGUCAUUUUCAGACAUGAAUAUGGAGAGAGAUGCAUCAUCCACAUGUUCCCCACCUUCUCCCCAACCCAAUACUCUGUCCUACCUCAAUAUCCCACCCCCUUUGUAUGAUCCAAUAUUAUCAAACUCUACUCAAAGUCCUCCACCUUCACCACAAAACCCACAACCUCCAUCUUAUUGCUAUCACUUAUCUUAUAAACUAUUCUACCCUUACAUACACUAUAUUAUGUUCCUAAUCUUCUCCCUCCAAGAAACAGUUCCCAGCCUACAUCCUCAAGGAACUCACCCCAAGAGACUCAAUGAUAGACUUUGAGGAACCCAAAUCAUGCCAAAUGAUGUCUGAAAUUGAUUAACUCUUCCCAUCCUCCUCACCUGCUAAUAAUGUUGAUGACCUCCCUGCAACACCACCAUUAUUGACUGUGGGAUGCAACUCUUUUACAGAAAGACAUGCACUAAUGGUAGUAAAAGCUGAAUUACAUCUUCAUCCAUCAUUCCCAGCAGCCUAAUAUGUUGAUAAUGAUUUGAUAUGAUAAUCAUUCCAUCAUCUCAUAUACUGUAGGUAAGAAAUCACUUUACCAUACUUUCAACUAAGGCUAUUUCAUGAACCCCCACUCAAGGCUGAAGGCUGUUUCAUAUAAUAAUUAUUGUCAACCCUCUCAAUUGAAAUAGUUCAACAUAAAAGUAUUAGCUUAAUAUUAAAACAGCAUGUUGAACACUUGUACUUACUCUGCUAUUCACUAUAAUGAUUCACUGUAACACAACUACACUGUGGCACUAGUAGGAUCACAUUGGUCUCUCGUCGCUAAGCAGCUCCCUUAUACCAGAGGCUCCCACCACAUUCUAUCAACUCUAGAUAUAAGUCUUCUGAUACUUAUAUUUUAAAAUAAUUUUUAAUAUUUUUUUAGUAAUUGUUAAUUUUUUCCAAUAUUUUUUCAAAAAUUUUAAUAAUUUAAUUGUUUUUUAUAAAUUUUGAGAACUUUGUUUUAGGUUAGGUUAGGUUAGCUCUGCUUAGUUUUGGUGGUCUUGAGAAAAUGAGGAGUUUGGUACACGUUGUGUCAGACUCCUAAUUUUUAUCUACUGUGUAGCUCAGAUACUCAUACAUAGGCAUUUUAACAAUUUGUUCAUUAGUUACUCUUGGUGGAACUUGUAAUGACAGUUAUUGUUUUUCUACAAGCAGAAGAGACUACAUUGAAUCAAAACUGACUUUCAAGUACAUGUAUUAGAACCCAUAACUUUAGAUAGAUAUGAAUAUAAAUUCGCAAAUGUUCAAUAAUUAGUUUUACAUUUGUUGUAUAGUUACUCUUGGUGUAAUUUGUUAAAGCAGUUCUUUUCUCCAACUUUAAAAGUUUAUCAAAGAAUUUCAUGUUUGAGUUUCUGUAUAGUUGUUAACAAUCAACAUGUGGUAAGUUUCCAUUCGGUUUUUUAAUAUUGUUCGCUUGUUCAAAUAAUGUUAAAUGACAUUUUCAUUAGAUUAUUUUAUGUUACCCUUGAUGCCGAAGAGAUAAGUCACCCUUGAAGUUGAAUAUAAUUAUAAAUAAGUGAUAGCAGUAUUAUUUAAAUGUGAAUUAUCAAAAUAAGAUUAGAAAUAGAAUAAAUGAAGAACAUUAAUUCACAAAUGGUUAUUGUGGUCCUUAUUUUCAAAAAUAUAUCUGCGAAUGCAGUAUAAAUGAAGUGAUAGUAAGUGCCAAUUAUUAGACUAAGUCAAUAUAAUUGAAAUUUGAAGAGUACUUUUCUUUAAGAAUAAUUUAAAACUCGUUAUUUAACUGAUUUCCUUGUAUUGAAAUUGUUACUGAUUUCAUUUUAUGACAACAUUUUCUGGAAUAAAAUUGUGUCUGUGUCACUGCUCUUACAUAAUAUGAACAUAUUCAUAUUCCAAUUUUCCACAGUCUAAUAGCAUUACUUUUGUCUUGAAGAAAAAUGUGAUAUGGUACAUAUAAAUUGUAUUAAAAAAGAUGUAACAAUACAAAGAUUUGAAAAAUU